Molecule: messenger RNA, 1625 nt
Organism: Seminavis robusta
Lineage: Eukaryota; Bacillariophyta; Bacillariophyceae; Naviculales; Naviculaceae
Source: the annotation of a GenBank genome assembly
AGAUAGCGGUAAACAUCCGUUUGGCAGUGGUAAGCCAUGGGUGCCUCGCCAAAAACCUUGGUCUGCAAUGAUGAGCAAAGUAUUUCUCCAUCCCCCUUGAAGAACUUUCAACUAACAUUUCAACUGACUGAGUACAUUUAUGUAACUCUCGACCUAAUGAGUCAGCAUACCGUUGUAAAGGCAGAUGAUGCUGGUUUGGAAUCCUGGAGCUAUCCUGCAUCCUGCAUAGUAAUGUCCGGGGCAUUGCAGCAUUGUGGCCAAUAUGUGGCACACCGACACAUCCGGGUAAAGAGGGCAUUCCAGAGAACUCCAACUGGAUGCAUGUAUGCAAUACAGUACCAGCAGCUCUGUACGGUAUGCACGAUCGUGAUCACUUUUUCAGUGCCACGAGGAAUGGAAGCAGCUGGUAUUGAGGUCUACGCCGUUCCUGUGUGCUCUUGGAUGUCACUCCCAGAAGCUCUCACAGACCAAAUGGGAACCGAAAGAAAGCUACAUGUACUAGCUAGACUAACCAGUGAGAUCUUGAAGAGAUUGCUUGAGCUCUGGAUGCUCACAAAAUAAACCAAAUCCUCUCAUAAAACCAAACAACUAAAGUAAAAAAAGCAAACAACCAAUACUAGUAUUAUGGACGCCGCCACCACCAACAAAGUCUUGAAGAGUCUAAACCCUAGAAAGGUUCUCUCCAAGGCCAAGAUGCGAAUGUCAAGCAGAUGCAAAGCCAGCCGCCGCAGUAUGAGCUCCUUCAGUCUAGGUAGUACUGCUGGUGCUAGUGCUAGUGCUAGUGCCAGUGCUAGUGCUAGUACUAGUAGCCGCAAUGCUACCUGCAAGAGACGCGUGAGAUUCAACAGCAAAACCACAGUGGCUCAGACUGUGGAGUACUACCAGCAUGAUCCCCAAGCGAGUGCCGAAGAGGAACAGGCCAACCGUUGGUACGGCAAGAAGCAAUUGCAUGCCAACUUCUUGAAAGACUUGGAAGAGCACUUGCACCGCCAAGUUCAUUCUUCUACUACCAAUGGCAGUGCUAUGCAUAGUAAUACUGACAGUGACUGCAAUGGCAGAGGCUUGGAACUUCACUUGGCACACAACCAACGCCGCAAGGAUGACGCAGAACGCUAUGUGAGGGGAAUUGUGGAAAAGUCGCACGCCAUUCGAAAGGCAGCUUCUGCAUUCCCUCAAAUCAAGGCACGAAAAAGAGCGUAUCAAGAUGUAUGGGCUCAGGAACUCCAAGAGUAUGCUUCCCAAAGUACUUGGAUGGCUAGAGAUUGGGCUUUGGCAGAAGCUGCACUCGAUGAAGCACAUGCCAGGGCCAUUCACAAUGAAGAAUCCAGCACCAGCAGCUCAACUACCACCAGCUCAACUUCUGAAAUCAUGCCUACCAAGAAAACACCCACCAAACAAAGCAGCACCGACAGUAUCAGCAGUCAAGCAUCCAUCAGGUCUUGGAGCAGACGGCAAAACUACAGACAAAACAGACCCAAAUCAUUCACUGCAAAGUCCGCAUAAACAAGGAACAAAAACGCACGGACAAAAGCUACACAAUAGACAAUCAAUAAUAGACAAUAGAUUCAUACUGACUUACUUACUAACUAACUUACACUACAUACAUAAGCAUACAGACACGCUAU